Coregonus clupeaformis (lake whitefish) is the source of this 914-nucleotide messenger RNA. Its product is annotated as peroxisomal sarcosine oxidase-like. The record is from RefSeq and is a predicted model, not a curated record. The transcript has 5 exons. Gene Ontology annotation, molecular function: sarcosine oxidase activity; L-pipecolate oxidase activity; flavin adenine dinucleotide binding. The coding region runs from base 128 to 628 and encodes 166 amino acids. Gene Ontology annotation, cellular component: peroxisome. Lineage: Eukaryota; Metazoa; Chordata; Actinopteri; Salmoniformes; Salmonidae.
UUCCAAAAACUGGGGGUGUGAUUAAGGACAGACAGAAGGUGACUGUCAUCAUACCGGGCUCUGUGGUAACCGUGACGACAGUCAGCGGGGUGUACAGAGCCUUCAGCUACCACUGCAGGUGAUAAAGAUGAAUGUGUGCUACUGGAGGGAAAAGGUCCCUGGCUCCUACAACGUCCAGCACCGCUUCCCCUGCUUCAUCCAGCUGGAGUCAGAGGAGGCUAAGCAUUACAUCUACGGCCUCCCAUCCAAUGAAUACCCAGGCCUGAUGAAGAUUUGCUGCCACAAGGGCCCUGAGACGGACCCUGACGAGAGGGACAGACAGACAGAGAGGGGGGACAUAGACAUCCUACAGCGCUACAUCAUCCGCUGCUUCCCUGGCCUGGUGCCCAUCCCUGCUGUGGUGGAGAGCUGCAUGUACACAGUCACGCCAGACAACCAUUUUGUCCUGGCCCACCAUCCCACUCACAGUAACAUCGUCAUCGGAGCAGGCUUCUCAGGUCACGGGUUCAAGUUUGGCCCAAUCGUUGGCAAGCUGCUGUGUGAACUGAGCCAGGGAGAAGUGCCCUCCUAUGACCUCUCCCCCUUCAGAAUCAGACGCUUCCAAGCCCACUCCAAGUCAGCACUGUAGGAUCGGGAUCACUGGCUAUAACAUUGAAGACUUGAAUGUGCCAAACCACAAAGAAUAAUUGAAUGAAGAUAGCAAUGGCCUUAACCAUUUUCUCAGGAAUCAGACCUUUACAAAAUGAAGAUAUUGAAGGUUUUCAUACCAGUGUGGCUGAAGCCUACACAAACAAUGGCCGCUGGCAAAUAAAUACGUACUUUUCUAGCUAAUUGUUGAGAAAAGUGACGUAGGGACGAGAGCCUUGAAAUGAGAUGUGGAAACAAUUCAAUGAUUCAUUAAAGCUGAUCUCUCA